Messenger RNA from Mesocestoides corti, 1329 nucleotides. The record is from the annotation of a GenBank genome assembly. NCBI's taxonomy places the organism in Eukaryota, Metazoa, Platyhelminthes, Cestoda, Cyclophyllidea, Mesocestoididae.
AUGUUUGAUCGGGAUUCCAGCGAAAGCAUUGAGAAAUCAGAGUUUCUCCAAGUAACGUCUAGGUUUAUCAAUGAUCUGCAAGAAGAAGUUCUGCGUACCGAAUUUUACCGCCUUAGUUCCGGCAAGGACACCAUUUCUCCUUUGCAACUAGCUCAAGUAAUGUUGCGUUACGCGGAUAUUUCAGAAAAAGACAAAGAAAAAGGACUAGAGCAUGUUGCGGAAAGUAUAAAUUUUAAUGAAGACAGUAUUGAUUUUAAGUCUUACUGCGUUUUCUUCAAUCUUCUUUUUCGCUACGAAGACCUGUACUCCGCCCUAAAGAUGUUCCUUUUAUCGAAUCGCGCGAUUUCAAGGGAGGAAUUUCAACGCGCUGCCCGUGCAGUAACUGGUAGGCGACUGAAUGAUGCGGUCGUCAAUACGGUAUUCCUCUUAUUUGAUGCAGAUGGUGACGGCCAUUUAAGUGCCGAUGAAUUUAUCUCUGCAAUGCGAUCGUAUCUUUCAAGGGGGACGCGCGGACGUAACCCUGCUUUUCAAUUCGCCUACUGGCCACGAUACGUGGCACGGUUGUUACGCUUCCGCCCCGUUUUCCGCGGGGAUUUGCAGGGCUGGUCAUUUGAAAUGGAUCGCUCGAUGCCCUUUGAGUUGCCAGACGCAAAACCUCACGAGUACGCCGAAGAGAAGUGGCUUCCCGUGUGGCGCUUCUCAGAGCAGCCCCCGUGGAACAUAGCCAAUCGUCUCUCCGAGUUCCCCUAUCGCACGGAUUGGUGCGUUGUGCAUCCCGACGGGAAAACCAAGACGCACGAACGACUAACCGGAAUGCCGCCGGAGAAACAAACCAUCUUCAAGGGCGAUCGCGUCGUCGUACUCAAGGGGAUCAGCAAGGGGAAGGUUGGAAUCGUGGGCUCAGUCAUUAAGAUGCGCAAUCUUGUCUACGUUGAAGGUCUGAAUCCCCGAUAUCGAUCUCCUGAGGCCUCGGGUGCUCUAAUUUUUGAGGAGAGCUAUCUCAAGAUAAACGAAGAGGUCGCUCUUAUUGACCCUUCGGACAAUUCACCUUGCGACGUGGUUUGGCGGUACGACGCCCAAGGGAAUCGCGUGCGCGUCUCAAAACGAAGCGGCCAUUUGAUACCCCUCCCGACGGCAUCUCGUGUUCUAAACGAUCUGACAGACCCGGUCGCAGCUGAAGCCGGGGACAAGGACACCCCUGGGGAAGUGGUAACCAAGACAACAGUCGACUUCGUCGGUCCGCAAAAACUGGAGACGUUUGAAGAGGAAUUAACACGUCUAUAUGCACCAUUAGAUAAGAGAAAGCGGAUGCCUACUUACUGGUAUUAA